AUGAGUGUGGAGGAAGAAACAAUGAUUUUCAAGGUGUACCGGGUGGAUGAAAAGCCUACUACGGCUAAUGGAUGUUAUCUACUUGUCAAGGUACAACUUGACGAUUUGGAAGUUCCAAGGACGAAACGAGCCAAAAACGGUAAAAAACGUGCUAUGGCAAACAUCACCAAGCUUGAGUUCGCUGCUCUAGAUAUUUCCGGAAGAAAUUAUCUAACUUGGAUCCUUGAUGCUGAGAUCCAUUUGAAUGCCAUGAACCUCGGAAAUACCAUUAAGGAUGGUAAUGAGGAAAGUGAACAAGAUAAGGAAAGAUAUGAUCACCAGAAGAGUGUGAUACUUCCUAAAGCUCGAUAUGAAUGGAUGCACUUGCGUUUGCAAGAUUUUAAAUCGGUAAAUGAGUAUAAUUCCGCCAUGUUUAAAAUUGUUUCUCGAUUGAGAUUAUGCGGAGACGAUGUCACAGAACAAAACAUGUUAGAAAAGACAUUUACCACAUUUCAUGCCUCUAAUAUGCUCCUGCAGCAGCAAUAUCGUGAAGAGAACAACGAGCUCUUGAUGAAAAAUCAUAACUCCCACCCAACAGGAUCACAAGCAUUUCCAGAAGUAAAUGCAAAUGUUUCGUUCCCUGAAGUGAAUGCAAACAACUAUAAUCGUGGUCGGGGUCGUGGCCGUGGGCGUGGGUAUCGUCGUGGUCAUGGUCGACAUCAAGAUGGUCCUAAAGUUGCACCAUACCACCCGAAGUGGAAUAAAAAUGGUGAAAAACAAGACAAGGGCAAGGCUGUAAAAUUUGGCCCUUCUAAUAAUCAAAAUGAGAGUUGCCACAGAUGCGGAGUGAAAGGGCACUGGUCACGUGCAUGUCGUACUCCAAGGCACCUUGUGGAUUUAUAUCAAGCAUCCAUCAAGGGAAAAGGAAAAGGGAAAGAAAUCAAUUUUACUGAUUUUAGCAACACCGAGAAUGACCAUAUUGAUCCAAUGGACCUUACCCAUUUGGAUGUUGCUGAUUUCUUUCCCGCGCCAAGUGGAGAAAUUGAUGAAAUCAAAUUUCAUGGUGAUGAUAACAAUGAUGGCAACAAAUAG
This is a messenger RNA of Erythranthe guttata (spotted monkey flower), 1071 nucleotides long. The record is from RefSeq and is a predicted model, not a curated record. NCBI's taxonomy places the organism in Eukaryota, Viridiplantae, Streptophyta, Magnoliopsida, Lamiales, Phrymaceae.